Molecule: messenger RNA, 1828 nt
Organism: Oryzias latipes (Japanese medaka)
Lineage: Eukaryota; Metazoa; Chordata; Actinopteri; Beloniformes; Adrianichthyidae
Gene: ccdc14
Product: coiled-coil domain containing 14
Biological process (GO): protein localization to centrosome
Cellular component (GO): centriolar satellite
Source: RefSeq, a predicted model, not a curated record
UUUUGCUGCGUUUGAAGUUCCCUAACGGCCGCGCGGAGCUGCGGUUCGGCUCCCUCCGCGGUCCAAACGCUCGGCGAACGCCGUCAGGUGACCGCACGGGGGAAGUUACGUCACAGGUUCACGCGAGGAACGUUUAUUGUUUUAAACGCGGCGAAAGUAAUGAGCGUAAAACCUAAACGCCAGGAAGUGACGUCAGGGAGGCUGGCAGGAGCCCUCAAAAUGAGCAGACAGACUGCAGGAGGUCCGCCGCACGCCGCUUUCUCGCUGUACUCCACAGACUCAGAGGAACAGGUCUCCACCCUCCACAGAGGUCUGGAUCGCUGCGCCGUCCUGCUGGACCACAUCCUUCAGGCGGACACCGCGGGGUUGUCGUCUUUGACCAGAACACCGACAGAAGGAGCAACCAGGUCGAAACCGGCAACUCCUGCAGGGAGGAAGACCGUGAAGAAGGUUCCCGGAAAAGCAGUGAAAGGCGGAGCUGCUAGAUCCAGAGCAAACACCUCCCAGGGAAGGAGGGCCACCACAAAGACGGGCCCCAGCAGCUCCGGUCUUCAUGGACGAACCAGCUCCAUUCCAACGACGACGCAGACUUCCGCUGCAGCCGCACAGUCUGGGCCCAGGCCCCGCCCACUCCAGAGACGAGGUGGGAGGAGUCCUUCACCUCUAGAUCCUCCCCCCGUCACGGUGCCCCUCCACGCCAAACGGCAGGUCAUUUCUGCCGUUCCCCAUGAGGGGCGUCAGGGGGAGGGUGAUGAAGAGGACUUUGUCCCUGUGAGAGACCCCGGCCCCCACAGCUCUGCUGCACACCUCCCCAGACCUGUUGAGGGGCAGGAGCAGGACCAGGACCAGGAGCAGGACCAGGACCAGGACCAGGAGCAGGACCAGGAGCAGGAGCAGGACCAGGAGCAGGACCAGGACCAGGACCAGGAGCAGGAGCAGGACCAGGACCAGGCCUCAUCCAGCAGGAGGGAGCUCUGCAGCAGCGCAGGACGACCAGCAAAGACUGUCGGUGGACUGCUGGAGCAGCUGAAGGCCGCCGUCGCCGGGCGAGGCAGUGUUGCAGAACAGCUUCUCGUUGGUCUGGAGCAGAUCUUGUCUUCACCUCAGGUCGGGGUCGAGCCGUCCGCCCCAUCAGCUGAAGGAGCAGGAGUCGUGGGCCUGCAGGGGGAGCUGGAGAGCGCUCAGGCCAGACUGCAGCAGCUGCAGGAGGACCUCGGUGAACUACGGAGAGCCCUGCAGGACACACAGAGCCAGCUGAAGGACGUGAAGGCAGAGAACGCCAUCCUGAAGACAGAUCUGGAGCUCCACAGACAGAAGCUGCUGGACGGCGAGAGAGUCAACAGUGAGCUGGCCUCGCUCGCCCAGCACCGCCUGAAGGAGAUGGAGAAGCUGCAGAGCCUCCUUCAGAGCGCCGCGGACACUCCCACCGACCGGAUCAAAGGCUUCCUCCACUCUCUGAGGCAGGCGGAGCCCUGCACUGAGCACGUGCAGACAGGGCUCAGGUCACCUCCUCCUGGAGGCGGGUCCGGUCAAAGCGACAGAGAGAGCACAGACCUGGUGGGCGGGUGUGCGCGGCGCCUCCGCUCCCCGUCUCUCUGUGACUCCGCCUCCUUGUGGUCGGCCUGGAGCGCCAGGUCCUCCUCCACCUUUGACACCAGGGACGAGGCGGCGUUCAGGGACGGCCUGGCGGCUCUGGACGCCAGCAUCGCCAGCCUGCAGAGAACCUUCCAGCUGGAUCUGAGGAGAUGUUGAGGAACCGUGGCGGUCCAGAUCUUCUGUAACGUGUAACUUCUGAUUUGAAAUAAAGCUUUAUUUGACUGUCAAUCAA